This is a messenger RNA of Vicia villosa (hairy vetch), 1098 nucleotides long. RefSeq names its product GDSL esterase/lipase At5g45910-like. Lineage: Eukaryota; Viridiplantae; Streptophyta; Magnoliopsida; Fabales; Fabaceae. Gene Ontology annotation, molecular function: hydrolase activity, acting on ester bonds. The record is from RefSeq and is a predicted model, not a curated record. The coding region runs from base 1 to 1098 and encodes 365 amino acids. The transcript has 5 exons.
AUGAAUAUUUUCAUUCUUUUUAGCAUCACAUUAACAUGUAUUUUUCUACAAAAUGUAGUUUUAGAUGCAAAUUCUCUCUCAUAUGAAGCUUUCUUCAACUUUGGUGAUUCUAUAAGUGACACUGGAAAUGCUGCGACUACAUUUCCACCUAUGUCUAGCAAUAGUUCUUACGGUUCAACUUACUUUAAACAUCCAUCAGGGCGUUUGUCAAACGGACGUCUUAUCAUAGAUUUCAUUGCUGAGGCAUAUGGAUUGCCAUUUUUGUCACCCUACCUCAAUAUUAGCAAAGACCAAGAUAUUAAGAAAGGAGUAAAUUUUGCAUUUGCUGGUGCCACCGCACUUGAUGUUGAAUAUUAUGUCCAAAAUGAGCUUCCCGUUCCAGACACAAUUAACUCAUUGAAAGUUCAACUUGGAUGGUUUAAGAAACUUAAACCCACCCUAUGUGAAAGCAAAGAAGAUUGCAAUGCCUACUUCAAGAAAUCAUUGUUUAUAGUCGGUGAAAUUGGUGGGAACGAUGUUUUCAAACACAUGGUGAAGCAUAAAACUGCUAUAGAAAUUCGAGAAAUAGUUCCCUCUAUAGUUGAAGCAAUUAUUAACACCACAAAUGUGUUAAUUGAAGAAGGAGUUGUGGAGUUAGCCGUUCCAGGGAACUUUCCAUUGGGGUGUAAUGCUGGCGUAUUGACAUCUAUGAAUAGUAAAAAGAAAGAAGACUAUGAUGAAUUUUGGUGUUUGAUUGCUUACAAUAAUUUAGUCGAGUAUUUUAAUGAGCAACUAAAAAAUUCUUUAGAAACUCUGAGGCAUAAAUACCCUGAAGUUAAGAUAAUAUACUUUGACUACUACAAUGAUGCCAAACGUUUAUAUCAAAACCCAAAAGAAUAUGGCUUUAUUCGUAGUGAUAUCGUCAAAGUAUGUUGUGGUGGAGGAGGAGGAGGACCAUGUGGAACACCUACUGCAAGAGUUUGCUCCGACCCUUCAAAACGUAUAAAUUGGGACGGACCUCAUUUAACUGAAGCAGCUUAUAAGCUAAUAGCAAAAGGACUAGUCGAGGGUCCAUUUUCAAAUCCAUCUCUUAAACCCUCUCUUUUCAAGAUAGCUUAG